AUGAAGUAUCACGAUCUGGACGACAACGGUCUUCCGGUCCCAAUUCCUCCCAUGUACAAGGUCCCAUACGUCAAGCUCGACGACAACGAGCGCAAUGAGCAAGACCGCCGUGCUGGUCGCGUGGGCAACGAUACGCUCGCCCGCCACCAACGCAGCCAGAAUUACAGCGGCAACCGUUCCCUUUACAUCGUGUCUUUCAAGUGCUCUCGCGUGGAAGUCUUCUACCUCCUCGAGAACACCGGGCUCAAUGUGAAGGAGGGCGACAUCGUCAUCGUUGAAGCUGACCGCGGUCAAGACCUUGGCACCGUUCAGCACGCGAAGGUCAGCCAUGAAGAGGCGCGCGAGUACAAGAGGAAGUACGACACCGAGCAAUACAAGUGGUUGAUGAUGUUCAGCAAGAACAACAACCAAGGAAACGUCAACCCAAACGCUCAGAUCUACGGCGAGAGUCGUGAGAUGAACGGCAUCGAUGGUCGCAAUCUGCUCGCGAACGCUCCCCGUACCAUGCAAGGCAACCCUCGCGAGAGUUUCAAGACCAAGGCGAUUAAGCGUCUAGCCGGGCCUUACGAAAUCCGCCAGCUUGCCGACAAGGAAGCCAACGAGGCGAAGGCGAAGCGCACCUGCCAGCAGAAGAUUGCUCAGCUCCACGUCGACAUGGAAGUUCUCGACGCCGAGUGGCAGUGGGACUUUCAGAAGCUGAUCUUCUACUUCUACGCUGACCAUUACAUCGACUUCAAGGCGUUGGUUACUGAACUCUACCGGAUCUAUAAGGUACGUAUCUGGAUGUCGGCGAUUAACCCAGCCUCGUUCGCGCUUCAGGCCAAUGGUCAGCCCCCGAGUGGUGUCGGUCCCGGCGCAAUCAUGGAGAACGGCCACAACAACAACAACUACUCGAUGCUCUACGGCGCCGACCCGGACCCGUAUGGCGCGGUCCCACCCUACCGCAUCCCGUCCGGCUCCUACAACCCCAAGAGCCACUUGACUAUGAUGCCUGGCCUGGGGGGAAACAACUUCGGACCGAUGGGUUCGAUGGGCGGCCCGAACUCGCAGUUCCCAUCCUUCAACAACUCGUUCGGAGACCCAGCGCGCGCCCUCUAUCAGCCCGCCGCUUACGGUACCCCCGAUGGGCAGACCCCCACGGAUCCGCACCCGAACGUGCCGCCGUACGUCCCCACGCCUACCGGCAGUCUUGAGGACUACAACUACUACUACGACCGCGUCUCCGCCUACAAUCAGCUGCCCGCGGCAACCUCGGCACCCUCGUUAUACUCACACCCACCGCAUGCCAACGGCUUCGCGUCAUUCAACCGGUUCUUCGGUGGCCACGCUGCCCACUCGAACGACUCGUACUCGCAGUUGAACCACGAAGUCAACCGCGCGCAGCCGAACGACUUCUACUCGCAGACAAACAGCGAGAACAGCGCUCAGCCGACCGACUUCUACUCGCACAUCAACAACCAGAUCAACGGCACGCAAGCGAACGGCCCUUACGCGCAGGUCAACAACGAGGUCAGCCGCGCUCAACCAAACGGCAUGUACUCACAGAUGAACAACCGCACCCUCCCGCCGCCGGCCAACCCGACUCACUACACGAAUCCCUUCGGUCCGAUGCAAGGUGGUUUCGCGCGCUACCCGGGCUUUCAGUCUCAGCGCCCGAUCGGCAGUGAGCGUCCAGGCUCCAGCGGCAACGCUCAGAUCCGCGGCAACCCUCCAUCUGAUCGCGUUGCCAACAACCAGACCAACUACAAUAACAACAACCGCAACCGCACCAACAACGGAACCAGCAGCGCCGACUCAUUCAUGGAGGCCAUGAACCGCCACCUGAACAACAACGGAGGAGGGUUCGGCGGGUUCGUUCCCGGCAAGUUUGGUGAGAGGAAGUAG
Saxophila tyrrhenica is the source of this 1884-nucleotide messenger RNA. RefSeq lists its product as uncharacterized. The record is from RefSeq and is a predicted model, not a curated record. The coding region runs from base 1 to 1884 and encodes 627 amino acids. The transcript is spliced from 3 exons. Gene Ontology annotation, cellular component: cytoplasm. NCBI's taxonomy places the organism in Eukaryota, Fungi, Ascomycota, Dothideomycetes, Mycosphaerellales, Extremaceae.